This is a messenger RNA of Erigeron canadensis, 1026 nucleotides long. RefSeq names its product peroxidase 10-like. The record is from RefSeq and is a predicted model, not a curated record. Bases 1 to 969 code for a protein of 322 amino acids. Lineage: Eukaryota; Viridiplantae; Streptophyta; Magnoliopsida; Asterales; Asteraceae. Gene Ontology annotation, molecular function: heme binding; peroxidase activity. Gene Ontology annotation, biological process: hydrogen peroxide catabolic process; response to oxidative stress. The transcript has 4 exons.
AUGCAAUAUUAUACUAUCUUUGUGUUUUGCUUCUUGGUUUUUCAACCAUUCGUAUAUGGUCAACUUGAUUACAAAUUCUAUGAUUCCACUUGUCCUAACUUGACAAAAAUCGUUCGGUUUGGUAUCUGGUCUGCUAUGGCCAAUGAUACCAGAAUUGGUGCAUCACUUCUUCGCUUGCAUUUUCAUGACUGCAUUUCUAAUGGGUGUGAAGGGUCGGUGUUACUUGAUGAGAGUAGCAGUUUUAGGAGCGAGAAGGACGCAUUCCCUAAUAGAAAUUCAGCAAGAGGGUUUGAAGUUAUCGACACUAUCAAGGCAAACUUAGAGAAAGCCUGUCCUGGAACAGUUUCUUGUACUGAUAUAUUGACACUUGCAGCAAGAGAAUCGGUUUUCCUUGCAGGAGGACCUUAUUACGCUCUAGCCAUGGGACGUCGUGAUGGCCUAACAGCAAACAUAACUACGGCAAACACAGAUAUCCCAUCUCCUUUUGAAUCUCUAGAGAACAUCAUUUCAAAAUUUACUACAAAAGGCCUGGAUCUGAAAGAUGUAGUUUCACUAUCAGGUGCGCACACGAUAGGUUUUGCACAAUGCUUUACGUUCAAACCAAGACUAUUUAACUUCAAUGGUUCGGCGGCUCCUGAUCCACAGCUCGACACAUCACUUGCAGCCAGUUUGCAAACUGCGUGUCCAAAUCAAGAUAGUUCUGAUACCAAUCUGGUCCCUCUGGAUUCAGUUACAACUACAAAGUUUGACAACAUCUAUUUCAAGAGGCUUGUAAACAAUUCAGGGAUUUUGGGUUCGGAUCAAGCUCUCAUGAGUGAUAACAGAACCGCGUCCAUGGUUAUAAACUAUAGCAAGUUUCCUUACUUGUUUGCUAAAGAUUUUGGUGCAUCGAUGAUAAAGUUAAGCACCGUGGGUGUAAUUACCGGGCAAAAUGGCCAAGUUAGAAACAAAUGCAAUGUUGUAAACUAGAAACUGGGUAACUUUUAGUAGUUUGGACUUUCAAUAUGAAACAUGUUCAUCUGUUUA